Morchella importuna is the source of this 3234-nucleotide messenger RNA. RefSeq lists its product as uncharacterized. The transcript is spliced from 6 exons. Gene Ontology annotation, cellular component: ribonucleoprotein complex; cytosol. Gene Ontology annotation, biological process: cytosolic ribosome assembly. NCBI's taxonomy places the organism in Eukaryota, Fungi, Ascomycota, Pezizomycetes, Pezizales, Morchellaceae. The coding region runs from base 1 to 3234 and encodes 1077 amino acids. Gene Ontology annotation, molecular function: GTPase activity; GTP binding; ribosome binding. The record is from RefSeq and is a predicted model, not a curated record.
AUGCCUCCCAUCACUCCGGCCCAAAUAGUCGCCCUUCAGAAGAACAGUGAUAAUAUCCGAAACAUCUGCAUCCUCGCACAUGUGGAUCAUGGCAAAACAUCGCUCUCCGACUGCCUGCUCGCCACCAAUGGCAUUAUCUCCUCUAAGCUCGCCGGCCGCGUCCGCUACCUAGACUCGCGCCCAGAUGAACAGCUCCGCGGUAUCACCAUGGAGUCCUCCGCCAUCUCCCUAUACUUUCGCCUAAUGCGACGCCCCACCCCCGAGGCCGAACCUGCGCCAAGUGAGUACCUUAUCAACUUGAUCGACUCCCCCGGCCACAUCGACUUCUCCUCCGAGGUGUCCACCGCUUCCCGUCUCUGUGACGGUGCAGUAGUCCUGGUCGAUGCCGUCGAGGGUGUUUGCUCCCAGACCGUCACCGUGCUCCGGCAGGCAUGGCUCGAGAAUAUCAGGCCCAUUUUGAUCAUCAAUAAGAUGGAUCGCCUGAUCACGGAGAUCAAGCUCACGCCGGGAGAGGCGUUCACGCAUCUGUGGAAGCUCCUGGAACAAGUGAAUGCGGUCAUGGGAUCGUUCUUUGCGGGAGAGAGAAUGGAGGAGGACCUGAAAUGGCGCGAGACGCUCGAAGCGCGACUGGCAGCGACAAAACUGCGGCAAGAUGACGCAGAGGCCAGUGGUGAGGUUCCGGGCCAGGACACGCCGGAGAGCCAGUAUGAGGAGCGCGAUGAUGAGGAUAUCUACUUUGCGCCUGAGAAGCAUAACGUCAUUUUCGCGAGCGCGAUAGACGGGUGGGCAUUUACAGUGCGCCAAUUUGCGAGCAUGUAUGAGAAGAAACUGGGCAUCAAAAAGUCCGUUUUGGAGAAAGUGCUAUGGGGCGAAUACUACCUAGACCCCAAGACGAAGCGGGUUUUGGGCGCAAAGCACUUGAAAGGGCGCAGCCUGAAGCCGAUGUUUGUGCAGCUGGUUUUGGAUAGUAUUUGGGCAGUUUACGAGAGUACCGUUCUACAGAAAGACCAAGAGCGCGUAGAGAAAAUCGUAAAAUCACUCAACAUCAAGGUUCUUCCGCGUGAGCUGAAGUCAAAAGACACACGCACACUCCUCACAUCCAUCUUCUCCCAAUGGCUGCCCCUCUCCACCUCCGUACUCGUAACAGUAAUCGAAGAGCUCCCCUCCCCACCCGUAGCCCAACACAAGCGCAUCCCGUUGAUCCUACAGUCCGCACCGAGCGCCGACAAGAUCGACAGCAGCCUCAAGACUGCCAUGGUUGACUUCCAGACGGGCCCCGACGCGCCCAUCAUGGCGUUUGUCAGCAAAAUGGUCGCUGUGCCGGAGAAGGAGCUGAAAAAGACGACGAGGGUGCAGCUGAGCGCGGAGGAAAUGAGGGAAGCGGGGCGCCAAAAGAGAAUUACAGUUGCUAGGGCGAUCGCUGCGCAGGAAGAGGGCGCGGGUGAGGAAGUGCCGGAGUCGACAGAGGCGCCGACUAGGGGUCCGAGGGAGACGGCGACGUUUAGUGCGCUCACUACCCUGAAGCCCGCCGAGCCCGAGGCGGAUAAGGAAAAGGAAAAAGAUGAAGACGAAGGGGACAAGGAGCGUCUCAUCGGCUUUGCACGUCUCUACUCCGGCACUAUCACCGUUGGGCAGGAACUAUACGUUUUGGGGCCCAAAUAUACCCCCUCUAAGCCCGACCAGCAUAUCCAAAAGAUCACCGUCACCGAGCUAUACUACAUGAUGGGUCGCGACCUCCAAUCCCUCGACUCCGUCCCCGCCGGCAACGUCUUCGGCAUCGGCGGUCUCGAAGGCCGCAUCCUCAAAUCCGGAACCCUCUGCUCCCUCCCGCAAGGCGGCGUCAACCUCGCGGGCGUCAAUCUCGGCGCCGCACCCAUCGUGCGCGUCGCCGUGGAACCGAAGAAUCCGAGCGACAUGGGCAAGAUGGUCGAGGGCCUCAAGAUGCUCGAGCAAGCCGACCCCUGCGCCGAAUACAUUGUCCAGGAAACCGGCGAGCACGUGCUCCUGACCGCCGGCGAGCUGCACCUCGAACGCUGCUUGAAGGACCUCCGGGAGCGCUUCGCGAGGGUGGAUAUACAGAGCAGUGCGCCCAUCGUGCCGUACCGCGAGUCGAUCGUGGCGGCGGCGGAGAUGUCCCCCGCGAAGGGUGAAGGCGGCGUACGCGGUGCUGUGGCGGCGACAACGCCGUCGAAGCAGGUCUCGAUACGGAUCCGGGUCCGCCCGUUCCCUGUGGAAGUGACAGAGUUCCUGCUCAAGAACAGCGGUAGCAUCAAGCGCCUGUACGCCGAGCGCCGCGGCAAUGAGGCUGAAGUCGCAGCAGCGACCGAGAGCACCGACGCUGCAGCUGAGGGUGCCGACGGCUCCACAUCAAAGACCGAGAAGGCCGCGCUUCUAAGCCUCCCCGAGUUCUGCGAGGGCCUGCAGAAAGCGUUCGAUGAAGUCGAGGGCGCCGAGAAAGAUGUCUGGGCCGGCAUUGUGGAUAAGAUCGCUGCCUUUGGCCCCCGCCGCAUUGGGCCAAACUUACUCAUUGACGCCACCACGCAGGGGCUAUUCCGAAGACUACUCAACGACACCUCGACCGCGCAGGAAGGCGCCUCUUCUUCUGCCAGGGACUUUGAAGACAAGUUCUCGCACGCCUUCCAGCUGGCUACGUGGCAGGGACCGCUGUGCCACGAGCCUGUGCAGGGCAUCGCGUGCUUCGUCGAGGAGGCGACCGUGCAGGACCAGGAAGAGGAUAGGAACCGUAACUUUGAGGUUAUAACCGUCGUGCAGAACGCGAUUAAGCAGGCCUUCCUCGACUGGAGUCCCCGCCUGUUGAUGGCGAUGUACAGCUGCGACAUCCAAGCCUCCACCGAAGUUCUCGGCAAAGUAUACGCCGUCGUGACGCGCCGCCGCGGCAAGAUCCUCGCCGAAGAAAUGAACGAGGGCACGCCCUUCUUCACGAUCCGCGCCUCCCUCCCCGUCGCCGAGUCGUUCGGCUUCGGCGACGAGAUCCGAAAACGCACAUCGGGUGCCGCGUCGCCGCAGCUCAUCUUCAGCGGGUACGAGAUGCUUGUCGACGAGGACCCGUUCUGGAUCCCGUUCACUGAGGACGAAUUGGAGGAUCUGGGCGAGCUGGCGGAUAAGGAGAAUGUGGCGAAGAAGUAUAUGGAUAGGGUGAGAGAGCGGAAGGGGCUGUUUGUGAAGCGGAAGGUGGUGGUGGGAGCGGAGAAGCAGAAGACGUUGAAGAGGUAG